AUGACUAUUUCUUGCACUAACAUGCCCUCUGCCAAAAACAUAUUAUCCAUGGCAGCCUCUCUGGGAGCUUCGGCAAUGCUCAUCCGGACUAUAUUGCAUGAUUUCAUUCCUCAUGAGGUGCAAGAUUAUAUCUUCUCUAGACUUCGGAGAUUCAUCAACCAUUUCUCCUCCCAACUCACUAUUAUCAUCGAGGAAUUUGAUGAGCUCACAAACAAUAAAGUCUACGAGGCUGCAGAGAUCUACUUGGGCAACAUGAGCUCUCCCAACACCCAAACACUAAGAAUUAUCAAAUCCGAAGAGGAGAAGAGCCUCAAGGUCGCAAUGGGAAGAAAUGAAGAGAUAGUUGAUACCUUUGAUGGUAUUCAAUUCAAAUGGAGUUUGGUUUGCACCCAAAUCGAAUCCAAGGUUUUCCACGACCCACGAAACAUAAAUUCCUCCUUUCGAACAGAAAUCCGGUCAUUCGAGCUCAGUUUUCAUAAGAAAUACAAAGAGAAGGUGUUACAAUCUUAUUUGCCCUACAUAUUGGAGCAAUCCAAUUCCGUGAAAGAAGAGAAUAAGACAGUGAAGCUCUUCACUGUGAACGAACUUGACAACUCGCAAGAUGCAUGGAUUUCCAUAUACCUGGAUCACCCUGCAACUUUUGAUACAUUGGCGAUGGAUGUGGAGCUCAAGAGGAUGGUAAUAGAAGAUCUGGAGAGAUUUGUUCAGAGGAAAGAGUUCUAUAGGAGAGUUGGAAAGGCUUGGAAACGUGGUUACCUCUUGUAUAGCCCUCAUGGAACAGGUAAAUCGAGCUUUAUUGCUGCCAUGGCCAAUUACCUCAACUUGCAGCUCAGUUACCUCUGGUGCAACUCUGAACUGAGGAGAUUGUUGACAGCAAUGGCAAACCGAUCCUUACUAGUUGUGGAAGAUAUUGACUGCACAGUGAAGUUUCAUGACCGACAAGGUGAGGGUAGAGCUUCACAACAAGAGACACAGUUAACCCUAUCAAAGCUUCUAAAUUUUAUAGAUGGCCUAUGGUCAAGUUGUGGGGAUGAGCGGAUCAUUGUGUUUACAACCAACCACAAGAACCGAUUAGACUAUGCAUUGCUUCGCCCUGGUUGCAUGGACAUGCACAUUAACAUGUCCUUUUGCACUCCUUGUGGGUUCAAGCUCCUUGCUUCUAAUUAUCUCCAGAUUAAUGAUCACCCACUCUUCACAGAGAUUGAAGAGCUAAUACAGAAAGUUGAGGUCACUCCUGCAAUGGUAGCUGAGGAGCUCAUGAAGAGAGGGAAUCUAGAAGUUACACAUAAGGGCCUCCUUGAAUUCUUGCAGUCUAAGAACAAGGAAAGUGAGGAAGCAAAGAUCAUUAAUGAAACCAAAAAAGGAGAACCAGACCAGUAA
Macadamia integrifolia is the source of this 1380-nucleotide messenger RNA. RefSeq names its product AAA-ATPase At3g50940-like. Gene Ontology annotation, molecular function: ATP binding; ATP hydrolysis activity. The transcript has 2 exons. The record is from RefSeq and is a predicted model, not a curated record. NCBI's taxonomy places the organism in Eukaryota, Viridiplantae, Streptophyta, Magnoliopsida, Proteales, Proteaceae. Bases 1 to 1380 code for a protein of 459 amino acids.